CAGGCAGUAGUUAAAGCGGCAUGUUCAAUUGUUUGGAGCGAAGCAGAAUAUUUUUGUUUUGUGUGGUAACUCUUUUUCUUUGAGGAUCUCCCACAUUGUUUUCUAACAAUUUGCCAAAGGUUUGGACGAUAAUUUUAGUCAUUUCGUGUGCCUGACAUCACAAUUAGCGAACUAGCGCUCAGCUAACUGGGAAGCUACUAGCUUACUGUUAAAUGGGUUAACAUUGUGAGGUCUGGCGCGGAGAUAUACACUAAUAUUUCCCUGGUUGUCUUCAUCUGUCGGGGAGACACACUGUAUUCUUGGUUAUUUUUCAGUUUCUAGAAACCUGAGAAAAGAUGGAGGCUCCUCCUGUGACUGUGAUGCCCAUCACCAGUGGCACAAUCAACAUGAUGGAGUAUCUGCUACAAGGCAGUGUGUUAGAUUCGGCUCUGGAAAGCCUGUUGCAUCGUCUACGUGGUCUGUGUGACAACAUGGAGCCGGAGACGUUUACAGACCAUGAACUGGUAUACCUUCUGAAAGGCCAGCAAGGAAACCCUUUCAUUCUGCGUGCCCGACGCUCCCUCUCCCACCCUACAGCUCCGUGGCACCUCCGCUAUCUGGGCCAGCCUGAAGUAGGAGACAAGAGCCGCCAUGCCUUAGUGCGUAACUGUGUUGAUGUGGCCGCCUCUCACAGCCUUCCGGAUUUCCUUAAUGAGAUGGGCUUCCGUAUGGACCACGAGUUUGUGACCAGUGGCCACAUAUUUCGCAAGGGAGCUAUGAAGGUUGUAGUGUGCAACGUGUCCCGUGUGCUGGUGCCCGGUAACACAGAGAACACAGAGCGAAUGUCGCUUUCACAUUUGGUUGAACUGAGUGUUUUAGCGCCUGCCGGUCAGGACACUAUGUCGGAGGACAUGCGAAGCUUUGCUGAGCAGCUUAAACCUCUGAUUCAUUUGGAAAAGAUCGACCCAAGCAAGCAGAGACAUUAAAGGUGUUUUGAAGUGAGGUUUUGUAAAACGGUUAAAAGCAGAUGCUAUCUGUGCUUGCAGUUAGUAACUUCAUUGGUGCCUUAAUUUAGGAAAAAAAUCUGAUUGGUAAAUCCCUGUAGAGGUGUAGACUAAACCUGAAUGCUAAUCCUAUGGGGUACAAUAUCAAAACAGAUUUCUGCUAUCUUAAAGCUUCGAUUGGUUUUGCUGUUUUGUUUUAAAACCAGCUAAUCUGCAUUUAUACUAAAUUAAGAUGCCCAAAAGCUAUGUACUGUUGGUAAGAUCUACUUAUCCUAAACUAGGUUGUCUACCCAGUUUACGUGGACAGCCAUGUAUCUGUAGGGUUGCACUUGUACCAUACGCUUUCAAUUGCCAGGUGAAGACCUGCACAAUGUUCUGUGAGUUUUCAAAGGUUGGGUUAUAGUUUUAUAACAGUAUCCUGCUUUAACAGUAACUGCUUAUAAGGUUUUAACAGAACCUCUGAACUAGGAGAUAAUUUAGUCCCGUCUGUGCUGAAUACAAAUUGUCUUGUUAAUUUUGGCCUUAAAUAUUUUUGUUACAGUAAAUAAAAUACAGUGCAACUUUGACUAAA
This is a messenger RNA of Girardinichthys multiradiatus, 1554 nucleotides long. It is a transcript of the gene med18, whose product is annotated as mediator of RNA polymerase II transcription, subunit 18 homolog (yeast). The coding region runs from base 336 to 965 and encodes 209 amino acids. Gene Ontology annotation, molecular function: transcription coregulator activity. The transcript is spliced from 3 exons. Gene Ontology annotation, cellular component: core mediator complex; mediator complex. Gene Ontology annotation, biological process: termination of RNA polymerase II transcription; regulation of transcription by RNA polymerase II. NCBI's taxonomy places the organism in Eukaryota, Metazoa, Chordata, Actinopteri, Cyprinodontiformes, Goodeidae. The record is from RefSeq and is a predicted model, not a curated record.